Molecule: messenger RNA, 1497 nt
Organism: Schistosoma intercalatum
Lineage: Eukaryota; Metazoa; Platyhelminthes; Trematoda; Strigeidida; Schistosomatidae
Source: the annotation of a GenBank genome assembly
AUGAGGAACUGCGUCCCAAACAGGCCUGUUCAUUUGGCAAGAUUUGAAGUGAAUCUAAAAGAAAAUGAGAAAGAAAUAAAAAAGUUGAGGCAGGAAGUGAAUGAUAUGCAAUUAAGAUCUAAUGAAUUACUAUUCGUAAACAACCAAUUUUCUACCGAUGAAAAUCUCAACAUCAUUAAAAACCUUGAGCAACAAUUAGAUUCUUUGAAUGAAGAACUAAAAUAUGAAACAGUUCUUCGUUCAAGGAUUGAAGAAGAGUUGAGUUGUGCAUUAAGUGAGCUGAGGUUUUAUCGGACAUCUACAGUAGCUGAUAUUGCCCACCAAGAAAAAAACGAAAUUAAGUCUCACUGUGAAAGUUUUACGAUCGAAAUUUUGAAUGAACUGAAAGCACAAAUAUAUUCAAACUUAUCAUCAUUCACCGAACAAAACAUAAAGCAAUUGACUUUGAAGAAAGGACAUCACAAUGAACUGAUUGGUUUUGGGAAGUUACGAGAGACAGCUAAUGAAUUCAAAAGAGAAUUGAUUGAGAUUUGUAGACGUGAAGAAAGUGCUAUUAAAUCACUUGGUGAAUUACAACACAAGUAUUCUAUACUUCAAAGACAAUACAAUGGAUCCACUCAACUAACUGAGGAUGCAUUACAUAAGGUUGCGGAAUUAAUAUCUUUAAGUCAAACAUUAACUAACGAGCGUGAUGAUGCAAUACAAAAAAGAGAAAAUGCGGAAAAUGAACUUUCAAAACUCCAACUCGUUGUCGAUAAAUUAACUGAAGAAUCUGGUCAACGUACAAGGGAAGAAAUAGAUAAAAUAGAAAAAAAAGCCAAUGAAAAUAUUGAGAACUUAUUAAAUGAACUGCACCAUAUGGAGAAGGAACGUUGUCAAUUGGCCAUUCAAUUAGAAUUUUAUAAAACAAACAAUCUUGGUCAUCAUAUCAACGAUGUAAAUAAUGAAGGCGAUUCGAAACCGGAUUGUCUGUUGGAUACUUUUAGAAAACGUGCCAUACACGCUGAGAGUUUAUGCAAUGAAUUAAAGUUAAGAUUGGAAACUGAAUGUAACAACAAAGAAAAGUUAGUUGCAUCUAAACAAAUCGAAAUUGAACAAUUAAAUGAAAAGAACAAAUUGCUUAUAGAACGCUUUGAAUAUAAUGAAUUACAACGGAAAAAGAAUGAAAACCAUUAUAAUAAACAAACUGAAGUUUUGUUCAAUUCUGAACUUCAAUUGAAUAGUCUUAAACAACAGUUAGAAGUUGUACAAAAAAGUGCACAAGUUCAAAUCACCUCAAUAAAACAGUCAAUGAAAAUGCAAGAAGUCAAGUAUAAAUUAAAGAUCGAAACGCUUGAGAAAGUAAAUAAAUUAACCGAUGAAAAUUGGCGUAAUCUGUUAGAUAAGCAACAAAUAUUAACGUCACAAUGGAGAAAGGAAGCAGAAGAACUAGCCAACCAACUUGAAGAACAAACCAAUGCCUUUGAGACGGAAAUAGGAAAAUAUCGGAGUAAAUGA